Molecule: messenger RNA, 1278 nt
Organism: Plasmodium vinckei vinckei
Lineage: Eukaryota; Apicomplexa; Aconoidasida; Haemosporida; Plasmodiidae
Product: chloroquine resistance transporter, putative
Exons: 13
Coding region: 1-1278 (425 amino acids)
Biological process (GO): xenobiotic transport
Molecular function (GO): xenobiotic transmembrane transporter activity
Source: RefSeq, a predicted model, not a curated record
AUGACAGUAAUGAAAAAAGGAAAAAAUAAAAAAAAAAAUGUGAAAAAUGAUGACCGCUAUAAAGAAUUGGACAGUUUAAUAAGCAGUGAAAGCGAAAUAGGAACUAACCCACGAUGGAAUAAAGCCAAAAAAGUUUUCAAACUAAUUGGAAAUGAAAUGAGAAAUAAUAUUUAUGUUUAUUUACUAAGCAUAUUAUAUUUAUGUGUCUGUGUAAUGAAUAAAGUUUUUGCAAAAAGAAUCAUGAAUAGAAUGGGAAAUUAUAGUUUUGUUACUUCAGAAGUACAAAACAGUAUUUGUAUUGUAAUUUUCCAUUCAAUUUAUUUUUUUUACCGUAAAUCAUUAACCGAAUCUGAAUCUAGUAAUGGAAACCCAAAAAGAAAUACGUUGGCGUUUUUCCUUAUAUCAUUAUUAGAUGCCGCCACAGUUAUAAUUGGCAUGAUUGGGCUCACAAGAACAACGGGAAACAUUCAAUCAUUUAUUUUGCAAAUGAAUAUUCCAAUCAAUAUGUAUUUUUGUUUCAUCUUCCUUGGAUAUAGAUAUCACUUAUUUAACUAUUUGGGAGCUUCCAUUAUACUUAUUACUAUAGCCAUUGUAGAAAUUGUUUUAUCUUUUGAAACCCAACGUGACAAUUCAAUUAUUUUUAACUUAAUUAUGAUUUGCUCCUUAAUUCCUUUAAGUUUUUCAAACAUGACCAAGGAAGUUUAUUUCAAAAAACACAAAAUAAAUAUCAUAAAAUUGAAUGCUAUGGUUGCUUUGUUUCAACUUUUUACUUCCCUUUUAGUUUUACCAGUCUAUAAUAUUUCAUUUUUGAAAGAAAUUUAUAUGCCAUUCUCUGAAUUGGGCCCAAACAUUAAUGACGGUAUAAAAUGUUUAUUUUAUGGACAAAACACAAUCGUUGAGAAUUGUGGUGUUGGCAUGCUUAAAAUGUGUGACAACUGUGAAGGAGCAUGGAAAACCUUUUUAACAUAUUCCUUUUUCAAUAUAUGUGACAACUUACUUGCUUGCUUUAUCAUUGAUAAAUUUUCAACAAUGACAUACACCAUUGUUAGUUGUAUACAAGGACCAGCCAUAACAAUAGCUUAUUACUUUAAAUUUCUUGCGGGCGAUGUUGUAAGAGAACCAAGACUAUUGGAUUUCAUGACCUUGAUUGGCUACUUAUUUGGAACAAUAAUUUACAGAAUUGGAAAUAUCAUAUUAGAAAAGAGAAAAAUGUUAAAAGCAGAAAACACCGAUGGAAACGAACCAGAAUUAACCUCUAUAGAAACAUCAACAGCAUAA